Molecule: messenger RNA, 2514 nt
Organism: Alosa alosa (allis shad)
Lineage: Eukaryota; Metazoa; Chordata; Actinopteri; Clupeiformes; Clupeidae
Gene: hirip3
Product: HIRA interacting protein 3
Exons: 9
Coding region: 991-2193 (400 amino acids)
Cellular component (GO): nucleus
Source: RefSeq, a predicted model, not a curated record
UUAGAAAGCUAGAAAGUGCUUGCCACCAUAGAUAUUAGAACGCUAGAUACCGCAUUGUCCGUCGAGUUCUAUUAGGUGGCAACGUAAAUGCGGCCGCCAUAUACGUAUACCUUUAUAUCGGCACAUAGUAUGACUCCGUAUACCUUUAUAUCGGCACAUAGUACGACUCUGUAUACCUUUAUAUUGGCACAUAGUACGACUCUGUAUAUCUUCAUAUCGGCUUUAGAACCGAAUUUAUUGAAAACAACUUCAAAUUGCCCCUCCAUUUCCAAUCAACUACUACAGUAGGCGAUUUAUUAAACGUCUAUCAACAAAAGCUACUACAGUAGGCGAUUUAUUAAACGUCUAUAAACAAAAGCUACUACAGUAGGCUAUUCAUCAACGUCUAUCAACAAAAGCUACUACAGUAGGCUAUUCAUUAACGUCUAUCAACAAAAGACACAAACAACGAGUAUGUUAAUAAUUAUAAGGCUACCACAAUUAAAAUAAUAACCAUAUGGUGGUAGGAAGACAAUCUGUUUUGUUUUGCUAGCAAAUACAUUUAGCAAAUAGUAUAUAAAUGGAAUAAAGCUCCUUAAAAAUUCACACGGAGGUCUGAUUUGAAUGACGGCUAGCUGAACCAAUAAGACAACAUAAUUACCAUUGGAAUUAACUAAGCUUGGCUGUUAGCCUGGUCGGGACCAGGCUAGGUGCAGAGAAUAAAUCCCCAUGGUAACUUAUGUGCCGUCUAACCAAGUAAAGGCUAAAUUCAUCCAGGAUAACCAAAAAAUCAGCUUAAUCCCUUAUCUAGGUAGGUCAAGGCUAAAAUCCCAGUUUAAUCCCUUAUCUAGGAAAUCACAGCUUAAUCCCUUAUCUAGGUUUUGUGUAAUACCCAUCAGGACACAGGCUAACAACAACAACAAAAAAACUGACCAACUGCCUGAACCAGCGACUUUCUAAAGUUACAGUACCCUGACUCUGGGCGUCCUGAAGGGCCGGUACCUACGUCAUAUGGGGGGUGUGACUCUGAGUCCAGACCAGCAGAAGCUUCUGAAGCGUGUGGUGGAGGCGGAGCUUCUCAACAUGCAGAAGAAUCAGACUGAAAGCGAGCUGUCUGAGAGAGCAGCCACAGGAGAGGCCGCACACCACACACUCCUCAAACGCAAGAGGGAAGAGGAGGAGGAGGAAGAGGAGGAAGAGACCACUACAAAGGCCAAGACAAAGAAAUCGCGCCAAGACAAAUCCCCUGAGAUGCUGUGGGAGAAGAGAGCAGGGAAGAGACCACCCAGCGGAGAAGAGGAGGAGGAGGAAGAUGAUGAGGAGGAAGAGAAGGAGGAGGAAGAAACACAACAGACGUCCAGCGGAUCAGAAGAGGACCGUCCUUUACAAAGACGCAAGCAGCCAAUCAGCCUCCAGAGCCGCAGGGACGACCAAUCAGAAGAGGACCGUCCUUUACAAAGACGCAAGCAGCCAAUCAGCCUCCAGAGCCGCAGGGACGACCAAUCAGAAGAGGGCAACAAUAAGGAGGAGGAAGAGGAAGACUCCUCGUCUGAUGAACAAGCGCCCGCAAGGAAAGGGAACAAAGAAGGGGCGGGGCCAGCCACAGGUGGGAUGUUCCCUGGGGAUUCUGACUCCUCCUCCCUGCCUUCAUUGGAUGAGGAGGAAGAGGAAGUAAAAAAGCCAAAGGUGAAGGCGGAGCCAAAUGAGAAGGCAGAGCCAAAGCAGAGAAAGAGGAGGAGCAAGGUGAAGGAGGAGAGCAACGCCAGAGAUGGCAAGGAGGAGCAUAAGUCGGUGUCCAGGCUGAAGCACUACAUCGCCCUCUGUGGUGCGCGGCGGAACUACAAGAAGCUGCUGUCGAACUGCCACUCGGUGGAGACCCAGGUGACCACUCUCAAGACUGAGCUGGAGGCCCUCGGAGUACACGGCCAUCCUUCCGUUAAGAAGUGUAAGAUUGCUCGUCUGAAGAGGGAGGAGGCUCAGGAAUUGGCAGGACUGGACAUGAGUAACAUCAUCGCCACUGAAGGUCGUCCGCGGCGUCAGGCUCCUCGCUCAGCGUCCAAGCGGCUUGUGGACUCCGACAGCCCGUCCACCAGGGGGAGCCAGAGCGCCACAGACUGGAGCCGCUUACGAGGCAUCAUCAGCGACGAGGACAGCGACUGUGUGUGUGUGUGUGUGCACUUACGAGGCAUCAUCAGCGACGAGGACAGCGACUAGUGUGUGUGUGUGUGUGCUUACGAGGCAUCAUCAGCGACGAGGACAGCGACUAGUGUGUGUGUGUGUGUGUGUGCUUACGAGGCAUCAUCAGCGACGAGGACAGCGACUAGUGUGUGUGUGUGUGCGCGCUUAUGAGGCUUCAUCAGCGACGUGUGUGUGUGUGUGCGUACGUGUGCGCGCGUAUGUGUGCUAGUGUGUGUUCUUCCCAAACACAAAGUGCUUUGUCUAUUAUAAAUUAUCAUUUUGUUAAAUAAUUGUCUUGAGGUUUACUUGUUUGUUCAUAUACCUUUUGUUAUAAGAAUAAAAUAUUUUUUAUUGAGA